AUGAGGGUCGGCAGGUCGGCAAGCGGGGCGGACGGCAGCCCGGCCCUGGGCCAGCAGGACCCGCCGCAUCAGGCGGCCGGCAGGCUUCGCCGUAUAAUUACCUGGCCAUGGAAUCUCAAGAAGGCCGAGUGCUGGUCCGAUGCCCUACUGGAGCGGUGCGAGAGCGCCAGCGGCUUCGCGCCCCUGCGCCGGAGGGUGUCCCUGCAGGACCUGGACGCCGCGCUGGGCGACCGCGGCCAUCCGAUGGUGGAGGCCGCGCAGGUGCGCGGGGCGAAACAGAGGGCCUGCCCGCGUGGUGGACACCUCGCGAAUGCGUCGUCAUCGCUCUGCUUCGCGCUCGCCCUGGCGGCCGUCGCGCUGCUCAGCCUGUUCGGAGCGCCUUUGGCGAUCAGCAAGGACACGAUGGGCGCCCUUGCGUCGAGGACUGGCUCGGUGUCGGAUUUGGCAUACCAUUCGUCGGUUGUCCAUUCGCGUGAGCUGCGCCCCCCCCCGGCGACCUCAAGGUUCAGGGAUCGAGCACACGCCCUGCUGGCGGACACAGCCCCGGCGCACGACUGGGAAAGGCAGGGCGCACCGGUGAGCAGGGGGGACGGCCAUGUGGAGGUCAUGCACGCGGGGUGGUACGUCCACCUGCCCGUGGCGCUCAACCUCUCCCUGUGGGCCGACGCCGGCGUACUUUACAACGAUCCGAAGAGGCCGCGCGGCCGGUACGCGAGGGAGAGGGCGCCAAAACGGGAAGCGGAGGGCUUGACUGACGUCCAGGAUCGCAAGGAGGUGUACCAGGAAAAGCCAGAGUUCCAUGUCUCAACACCAACUGUGCCACCCAAGAUCGCCGACUUGGGGUUGCAGCUCGACAUGGGGCGUGCUCUGGCACGGUGCCCAACAUCGGAUGUUCGUGUGCUGGUUGCCAUUGUUGCAGCUUGCUGUGGAUCGCCGGCCUUCAGCAAACGCGAUGCCAUACGCAAGACGUGGAUGAAGAUUAUCAACGAACGCUAUUCAGAUUCCCUGGACGUCCGUUUCUUCAUAGCACAACCGGGGAGCCCUGAGCGAUUCGUAGAAGCCUACAAUGCACUGAGGGCUGAGGUGCAGCUCUACAAUGACAUCGCUGUGCUUCCUGGGGAGGACAGUUACUUGGAAUUGCCAAGGAAAUCCCUGGAGAUGUUGCAAUAUGGGGUUGAGAGCCCCUGUGACUACACCCAUGUCUUGAAAAUUGAUGACGACUGCUAUCUGCGGGCAGACAAUCUCUUGAAGAUGAUUAAGGAAGGUCGUGGCAAGCAAUCAAAGGUUCCCUUUUUGAAGGACAACGCCCGGAUGCACAAAAUGUAUGCAGGACAAUUGCAUGGAGAUUGGACGGGUCCACGCCAAGGUUUCCGUCCUGACAGGAAUCCUCAUUCUAAGUGGUACCUCACAACAGAUGAGCUGCCUGAUGAACUGGCUCCUGUUGGAUCCAAAUAUCCUUUGGGUUGGGGCUACAUAAUGUCCCGUGACAUGGUUGAGCACAUCGCACAGCGCGUGGCUGACUACACAGCUCACCCUGAAAGGCGUCCGAAAUGGUGGGCCCUCUUGCCUUGGGAAGACACGCUCGUGGGAGUCCUGCUGGCGGAUGCUGUCACAUUGGACAAUCAUCCAGGCUUCAAGGCCGCUUGGAAUGGGUGCUCCAAUGACACUGUGGUCAAACACCUUGACAUCGAUGCGCCCGAAUUUCAGUACCAUCUGUACAGCGCUGAGCUGACUGGUGGGUGGAGGGACAACUCUGUGCAUUGCUCUGCCGGUGACUUCAUACCAGAUGAUGAGGACGACUGGAGAGCCUGGAGACAUUCCCUUCCGGAUGUGACAUGGGUCGGGGAAACAUGA
This is a messenger RNA of Ostreobium quekettii, 1854 nucleotides long. NCBI's taxonomy places the organism in Eukaryota, Viridiplantae, Chlorophyta, Ulvophyceae, Bryopsidales, Ostreobiaceae. The record is from the annotation of a GenBank genome assembly.